Molecule: messenger RNA, 2887 nt
Organism: Sinocyclocheilus rhinocerous
Lineage: Eukaryota; Metazoa; Chordata; Actinopteri; Cypriniformes; Cyprinidae
Product: flocculation protein FLO11-like
Exons: 18
Coding region: 24-2696 (890 amino acids)
Source: RefSeq, a predicted model, not a curated record
AAACGACACUUAAGUAGAGAACUAUGUUACUGACGCAUCAACUAUGCCUAUUAAUAUUAAUCUCUACUUCAGCUGUAAUAGCCACAUCCACCACAAGCACAAACUCAACCAGUGAUUCAACAGAUACCCCAAUCACUGAUAAUAUUGCAGUAACAAGCAUUCCAUCUGAGAAUACAACUACACCAUUCGCAAACAAUGCCACAACCCCACUGCUGUCAACGCAUGCUAGCAAUGUCACAUCUCCACCUUUAUCUACUCAAGGCAACGUGACAAGCUUAUCUACAGUUGUACCAGAAAACGCUACCAGUUCAUCAGCGAUUACACCAGGAAUUGCCACAGCUUCACCUGCACCUGUAACAACAGCAGCAGCCAGCACCACAAGUCCACUUGUGCCUACACCAGAGAAUGCUACAAACCAUCCUGUAACUUCACCAGACAAUGCCACAACUGGUCCUUUACCUGAGCCAGGCAACAGCACAAACACACUCCAAACUACAAGAGGCAAUGGCACUACUCCUCCCAUUAGCACACCAAGCAACAGCACAGCUUCACCAAUGACAACACCAAACAAUGUCACAAUUACAACACAGACUACACCAGGUAAUGCUACAACAGCAAACCAUGCCACAACUCCACCCUUAACCACAUAUAUUUCAAAUCAAAGUACCCCAGGGAAUAAUGCAACAGUAAAUGCUACCACACCACCCAUAACUACACCAGUAAAUGCAACUGCACCACCUACAAUUACACCAGGGAACAAUGCAACAGUAAACGCUACUACACCACCCAUAACUACACCAGUAAAUGCAACUGCACCACCUCCAACUACAACAGGGAACAAUGCAAUAGUAAACACUACCACACCACCCAUGACUACACCAGGGAAUAAUGCAACAACAACAGUAAAUGCUACUACACCACCUCUAACUACACCAGUGAACAAUGCAACAGUAAAUGCUACUACACCACCCAUAACUACACUCGAGAAUAAUGCAACAGUAAACGUUACCACAACACGCAUGACUACACCAGUAAAUGCUACUAUACCACCUUUAACUACACCAGAGAAUAAUGCAACAGUAAAUGGUACCACACCACCCAUUACUACAACAGUAAAUGUUACUACACCACCUUUAACUACACCAGGAAACAAUGCAACAGUAAACGCUACCACACCACCUAUAACUACACCUGUAAAUGUUUCUACACCACUUCUAACUACUUCAGUUAAUAACACAACAGUUAAUGCUACCACACCACCCAUGACUACACCUGUAAAUGUUUCUACACCACUUCUAACUACUUCAGUUAAUAACACAACAGAUAAUGCUACCACACCACACAUGACUACACCAGGGAAUAAUGCAACAACAACAGUAAAUGCUACUACACCACCCAUAACUACACUCGAGAAUAAUGCAACAGUAAAUGCUACCACAACACCCAUGACUACACCAGGGAAUAAUGCAACAGUAAAUGCUACCACACAACCCAUAACUACACCAGGAAACGCUACAACAGAGAAUGCUACCCUACCACCUCAGUCUACACCAAGAAAUGCUACUACACCACCCAUAACCAACUCAACAACUGGACCCACUGUCUCUACCACUAACCCAACUAACACUGCAACCACACCAGCUACCUGUCCUGCAGUGCCCUGUCCACCACUCAGUGUCUGUGUGAACUCCACCUGUCAGUGCGUGACAGGAACUAUUCCUUUAAAUAAUGCCUGUGUGGAAACUAAAACCUUCAGUAGUUCACUUCGGGUGAACCGCACUUUUGUAAAUGCUAUGAAUGAUCCCAAAUCACCUGAAUUCCAGGAAACUGCUAAAGAGAUAAUUACUGCGGUAAAUGAAGCUCUGCGUAACCAGCCAAACUACAUUAACAGCAUAGUAAUUAAACUGAUGUCUGGCAGUAUAGUGGCCUCAGUAAACAGUUUUUUUGAGCCCAAUUCUCUAGUCACACAGGAAUCGGUUAUAUCUGCCAUGAAUACUGCUAUAAGAGAUUGUGGAGUGACAAGCUGUGGCAUUCUUACUAAUGCUCAAUACACUGCAACCAACCUGUGUGAGCAAGAUCUUCCUCCUUGUGAUGUUGACACUACAGUGUGUGAGGCCAAAGAUGGGACCCCUGUUUGUACCUGUAAACCUGGCCAUGUAUCUAGCCAAUACCAGGCCAGAAGCUGUAGAGUUUGCCCUAGUGGAUACAAAGCGCAAGAGAACAUGUGUGUUCAAUGUCCAUUUGGCUAUUCUGGAUUCAACUGUGAUGACUCCUCUUUGUUGGCUCUAGUGGUGGUGGCGUGUGUGUUAGGGGGAAUUCUACUCAUUGUGAUUUUGGCUGUUCUCAUCUACAUCUGUGUAACUCGUGGCAAGAAGUCAUCAAACAGCAAUUAUUACAGCAGCCCGUACCCUGCUGAGGAGUUCCGGGCCACGUGGCCCUCUCAGAAUGUAACCCAUAUUCCUCGUGCCACUCUGGCAUCUAGUUCCAGCAUUGAUGCCACUGGCAACAGUCUAGAGAUGGCUGAAGGGCCAGGCAGGAAAGGCCACAGUAAUGGAUUGAAGAUUGGAGGAAAGUCGGGCUCGUAUGACCUCAGAACAGAUGGCAUGAGGACCUUUAAGGACAUAAACCCCACACGGUACUCUUAUCUGAUGGGUCAUGAAAACCCCUACUUCACACAAGGAAAUGAGAAGAGAUGAGGAAAACAGCAGAGAAAUCCAGUGAGAAGUAAGAGGACAAGAAAAGAGUGCAAUAACGACAUGAAUUAUAAAAAGGCCUUGGAUCAAAAUGUUUCAGGAACGUUAACGCUGUCAAAACCAAACAGCUGAUCACAGACUCAAAGAAUAUACACAAACGGCAUUUGAGAGAUACUUUAUAUAUAUAUAUAUAU